AGUUCUUAUUUGUUGACGCUACAGAGCAGCAGCAAAAGCGGUUUAAAUGACGGGCGCGUGUAUAGAAAUACAGUUUAUAUGAAGAUAUAGUUGAUUAAUAAGUGGAUUUGGGUUAACGCUGCGACGACUGAUAGCGCGCGUCUUGCUCGCCAAUUUGCUGCUACGGUAGCGCGCUCACAGUGGCUGAUCGCUAACGAGACGGCACGCCACUCAGCGCGCGCGCACACACACGCUCACAGCUUAGUGACUACUGUAUAUGCUUAGCGCGCUCACCGCUCGGCCACCCACCGACACUAUAGCGACCGCAAAGUCAAAGAGACCCAACCAGCAAGAGAGAUAUACACAUCAUUCACAGCCGCCUAUUUGCGCUGGGAGCCAACGAAGCAGCAAGCGAACAGCAACAGUCAAACGGCGUCUACACAACACCAGCAACGGACCAGCUGAGCUCAACACAGUCUAGCUGUGAACUGCUGUGGACUUGGGUGAACGCCAUCCGUAGCACUUUUGCUUUUAUUUUAUUUAUUUAUAACAAAGAAACAGCAACAACAAUAACAACAAAAAAUAAAAUUUAUGCUGCUGCUUUGUCACUAGUCAACGCACACUUGCUGCGCGACCACAAAGAAGCGCGCUGAGACUCUACAGUCAGUCUGCCAAAAUCGCUCGCGACACACUGGUGCUGCAUGCGAAAAGCGCAAAGCAAAGAGGAGAAUCAAAAAAUUAAAACAAAUAAGUGAAUAAAUUUGUGUUGCUUCAAUUCUAUUAAAUUAAUUUCUGUUUGGCGCACGGUGCUCGCGUACAGUGACGCGGAAAACGUUGAGCGCGUGAGGAAAUAAGAAAACAGAAAAAAAUAAAAAAAAAAAUACAAAAGUGUUGAAAUAACAACAAAAACCAAAAUGUGUACUUGUUCAUAAAUUCACAAAAAAACAAAAAAUACGAUAGACGCCAGCAAAGCUGUCAGUCCAGCCGAAAAAAAAAAUACAAAAAUAUAAAUAAAUAAGCCAAGGGCGACAGCCAAGUGUUGGGUUUACAUAGAAUGUGCUUUUUACAUAUGGAAAUUAGGGCCGACGCUGGGCGAAUAGUUUAAAAAUUGUGUUUGUUUGAAGUAGAAUACGAGCGCUACGCCUGCGAGUGAAGCAAAAGAGUGCGCUAAACAAAGAAGUGCUGUAAGACAAUUCCGUAGUGGAGCGGCGUUCAGAACAAACAACACUCUGGCAACAUCAGCGCCUAAAAAAUACAAAGUGUCAUAAAAAUGUAAUUCAGUUAAAUCUAAAGAACCAUUCAACGCAUUAGAAACACCACAAACUUGUGUAGCAAAAUAUGCAGAGCGGCUUACCGCAACGCGCCAUCUAUACCAAGCAAGAACUGUGCCAUGCAAAUGCUGCGGAAAACGAAGCAAGUGUAUAGCAACUACAAAGCAAAAGUAACAAUAAAAUUGAAUAAAUUAUGAGUGAAUUGUAGACGAAAGUCAUUUAUGUGCAAUAUGUGAAGUUUCGUCGCGUUGCAAAUGGACGUUAACUCACAAAGCGUUAGUUAACGAGCAGAAGAGUAAAGAGAGAAACAAAAAUUUAACACAAACUUAGUCACAAAACGCAAAGAGUGAAAAAUCUACAUAAAAAGUAAUAAAAAAUUCAUAAUAAGAACAGAACUCACUUUGUAAGUGAAAAGAAAACGGUGCGUUUAAAAAUGGAUGAGGAAAAAUUAAAUACACCGUUAGUGUCGAAGGAGACUUCCGACCACGCGAUUAUCGUGCCGUCAGCUGCCGUCGUGGCCAACAGCGCAGCAGAAACAGCCGGUGUGGGCGGUGGUGGUGACGCUGCGAAUGCCGCUGCUGAUGCGCUGAAUGGAACCGCAACCGCAACCGCAACCAAUGUCAAUUUGACUGCAAAUACUCAGUUGAGCAUAGCAGCGCCAGCUUUAUUGCAGCAGCAACAGCAACAGCAACAACUACCACUACUGCCCUACAGCAAUCAUACAAAUUUUGUUGGCAACAAUCUGAAGAAUGGCGCUCUAAGUCACAACUCGCAAAAUAAUCUGUGCAAUGGCGGUAUUCCCAGCCAGAAUCACAUACUCGCACCAAAGAUACAAAAUAACUGCAGCCCAAAUGGCCCGAAGAAGGGCACCGUCACACUGUCACACCUGCCACAGCGGCCACCAGUCGACAUCGAGUUUUCUGAAAUUUCAUAUUCCGUCUCGGAGGGACGAAGGCGCGGCUUGAAGACCAUAUUGCGUAGUGUUUCGGGCAAGUUUCGCAAUGGCGAACUCACCGCCAUCAUGGGACCGUCCGGUGCGGGGAAGAGUACACUUAUGAACAUUCUCGCCGGCUACAAAACUUCGCAACUGAGUGGUUCAGUGAUGAUCAACGGCAAGGAGCGUAAUCUACGCCGUUUCCGUAAACUCUCCUGCUACAUUAUGCAAGAUGAUAUACUCAUCGCCAAUCUGUCGGUGCAUGAGGCCAUGAUGAUCUCGGCCAAUCUCAAGUUGGGCAAAGAUAUGAAUUUGGCAGCCAAGCGUGUUGUCGUCGACGAGAUACUCGAAACAAUCGGUUUGCGGGAUUCCAGCAAUACGAAGACCUGCAAUCUUUCCGGCGGACAACGCAAGCGUCUCUCGAUCGCACUCGAGUUGGUAAAUAAUCCGCCAGUGAUGUUCUUUGACGAACCCACAUCUGGGUUGGAUAGUUCCACAUGUUUCCAGCUAAUUUCUUUGCUCAAGUCGUUGGCACGUGGCGGUCGCACUAUCGUUUGCACCAUUCACCAGCCGUCGGCGCGUCUCUUUGAAAAGUUCGAUCACUUGUACAUGCUCGCCGAGGGCCAGUGCAUGUACGAAGGACGCGUACGCGGUCUGGUGCCAUUCCUCUCGUCGCUCGGCUACAACUGCCCUUCAUAUCACAAUCCAGCCGAUUAUGUGCUGGAGGUAGCCAGCGGCGAGUAUGGCGAAUCUGUGCAAAAGCUGGUGGCGGCGGUCAAGAACGGCGAGUGUAAGAAAUUCAGUCAAAAGGACUACGGUUUGACGGAUGUGCGCGGCAUUGCCAAUGACAUAGUCAAAGGUGACAGCGACUGCAACAAUUCCAACAGCACAUCAAGCGCGAACAACACAACGCUAACGGCGACCACAACACUAACUCUGGAGGAUGAGAAGUGCAAAAUGGAUGAACUCUCGACCAGUUUACUGCAUGCGAAUGCACUCACUAAGCCCAUCUUGGAGACGCAACAAUCACAACUAUCCGACUGCACCGUUAUCAACUUGAACAUUCCAAACAGCACUACCGACAAUGGCAACUCCAAUAGCGGACUGCCCUACAGCUGCAGCUUCAGUUCGAAGGGCGGACAAGUUGCGCUCACUGGUGCCGCCGAGAAGGCAGCGGCCGCCGGUUGCACCACCUCGCUCUUGGACUCACACGAAAGUGUUAUCACGCUGCCCAACAGUUCGGGCUUCCCCACCAGCGGCUGGACCCAGUUCUGGAUACUGCUAAAGCGCUCCUUUGUGACCAUCAUGCGCGAUCGCAUGCUCACGCAUAUGCGUUUGGCCUCGCACGUCAUUGUCGGCGCCAUCAUUGGCAUGAUCUACUACGAUGUGGGCAAUGAAGCGUCGAAGGUGAUGAGCAAUGCCGGUUGUAUCUUCUUCACCACGCUCUUCACCAUGUUCACGGCAAUGAUGCCAACGAUUUUGACGUUUCCUACUGAAAUGUCGGUGUUUGUGCGGGAGCAUUUGAACUAUUGGUACUCGCUGAAGGCGUUCUACUUCGCCAAGACAAUGGCCGAUCUGCCCUUUCAGAUCGUCUUCUCCAGCGUCUAUGUGAUUGUCGUCUACUACUUGACCUCCCAACCCAUGGAGUGGAUGCGCAUCUCGAUGUUUGUCUUCAUUUGUGUGCUCACAUCGCUGGUGGCGCAAUCGCUUGGGCUGCUCAUUGGUGCUGGCAUGAAUAUCGAAGCGGGCGUCUUCCUUGGACCCGUCACAACCAUACCAACUAUACUGUUCUCCGGCUUCUUUGUCAACUUCGACACCAUACCGGGUUACCUGAAGUGGGUCACCUAUGUUAGCUAUGUGCGCUAUGGUUUUGAAGGCGCCAUGGUGUCGAUAUAUGGCAUGGAUCGCGCCAAAUUGGAGUGCCACGAAAUGUACUGUCACUUCCGCAGUCCCAAGAAGUUCUUGGAAGAGAUGUCCAUGGACAACGCCGAGUACUGGGUGGAUGCAGUGGCACUGCUGGGCACCUUUGUAGCGCUGCGUAUUGUCGCGUACUUCGUGCUGCGCUGGAAGCUGCACCUCAUACGCUAAGCGCCCGUAGCAUAUACGAUAUUUGUAGUUGUACUAUGUAAUUAUAUAAUAUUAUUGUAUGUAUAUCUAUGUUAUGUAUUUAUAAGUAGACAGUCACAAAGACAGUUCCAUGAGCAUUUCACGCCGAUUUCAGUUUAUUUGAAAUCAUACGUUUAAUGUGUGUGUGUGUUUUUAUACCAUAUAUACUAUAUAUUGAACUCGAUAUUAUUUAGCGUCUUGAAUUGAUAUAAAUAUGUUUUAGUUAUUGUAGAAUUUUUACACAUAAAUAAUUGUACUAUAUCUAUGUAUAUAUAUUAAGAUGCAUGCUUGCAUUCGGUGCUUUAAGUUUCUUUCACCCUAUUUUCGUUAUUCCGUAAAGAUUUUUGUAUGGCAAAAUGUUGGAAUAUUUAUAAGAUUAGCACGUAAAUAGCUUCAAAUAAUAUUAUAGGAUAUAUUAGAUUUUCAAUAAAAUUCCAAAACAUUAGAAAACACAUAGUAACCACCAUUAUUAUACAAGACAAAUGGCACGCUGUUACACAAUAAAGGCUAAAACCAUAUGGUUAGAAUACAAAAUUGGAUGUACUUACUCGUAACGACCUGGAAAUAUAUGUGACGGAUAAAUCAAACUGACCAAUCGGUAUAUUUAACCAACAAAUCGUACUUCUGAAAUUAUUGCGGCAAGAAUAUUUAUUUCAUUCUCCACAUAAGACCUUCAAGACGAUGUUCUUGCAUACUUUUAAGCGUAAAGCCAAUAAAUGCGGAACUUUUGCUUUUAUAUAAAUAUUGUGGCAUACUUUUUAGCGUGUAGAAAAAUGAAAUUGAUUAACAAGCAAAAUUAAUUAUGUUUACCAAUUUAGUAGUCGAACAACUGACUUUUAUUUCCUACAAUGACUGACUCCCUAACUCAGAAUCGACUGCAUGAAUAUAGUAUAGUUUCAGGCUGUCCAGAAGUUUCAGAGUUAUAUAUUUAUGUCUCGAUUUGGCUGAAAUACAAUAUUAUGCUCCAUAUAAUGUGCUAAGUACUGAAACGAGAAGACAUUCCUAUUAAUGACCAAUAAAUUAUUUGUAUUUUCAUGACCUUAUUCCACACAUAUCAGACAAAGAAGAGGCAAAUAGUUACCGUUAUUUCGAUUUUUUUUCCAUAUAAUAUGAACAAUUUGAUUUAUAAAAUGCAGAUGCAUAUACAGCUUAGCUUUUGUAACCGUGGUGCUGGUUUCCAUAACUACUAUUCUUCGGUAUACGCCUAAAAGUAUGUUACAUUCUUCAAAUACAUUGUUUGCAAUAUAUAUCGAUACGAAAACUACAGUUGCCAUUUAUAGAACAAAAUUGUAAAUAUAAAAAAUGAUAUACACCAACAGUAAAAAUUA
Zeugodacus cucurbitae (melon fly) is the source of this 5618-nucleotide messenger RNA. RefSeq names its product ATP-binding cassette sub-family G member 4 (gene Atet). Gene Ontology annotation, cellular component: plasma membrane. The record is from RefSeq and is a predicted model, not a curated record. The coding region runs from base 1684 to 4272 and encodes 862 amino acids. Gene Ontology annotation, molecular function: ABC-type transporter activity; ATP binding; ATP hydrolysis activity. The transcript has 7 exons. NCBI's taxonomy places the organism in Eukaryota, Metazoa, Arthropoda, Insecta, Diptera, Tephritidae.